AGCGCCUAGAAUGAGGUUGUUUUUCACAGCUGUGCUGCUCGGUGCAUUAGCUGCGAGCAUUGAAGCUGGUAUAUGUGGACACGAGCUUGCUGCAAGCAGACAUGUUGACCGCAACUGUGGGAAAACCCAACUGAUAUGGGUUUACAAUUGGCUGACCUCAAAAUGCAUUCCAUUCACCGAUUCUGAUUGCCCUGGAGCUGUCAAUCGCUUUGUUAAGAAAAAGGAUUGUGAAACCUUGUGCAAAAAUAAGGGUCGUCUUCCGGUUGACUCCUGAGAAAUGUGAAUUUUAAAGUGAUAAAAAUAUAAAUGGAUAGAUACAAACUACGAAUUUCUACGUAUAAAGAGUCAAGAGUGAUUCUCAACUGGGUUUUUUCUAAGCUUUAUAUAACUAUAAGUUAUAGUUAAAGUUAUUCGCCAAGUCUCGAAGGGGCCACUUUCAAAAGAGGAGAUUAAUUUAAACUCAAAUUGAAGCAAAGUUACCUUGGCAUCUCACAUGCCGACGCCGCCUCUUCAGCUCUGCAAGGACUAAGUGAAACCAGUUUGAAGAGCUGGCAAAACCCAAUAAAAUCGAAAACAAAUAAUUAUAAAAUAAACGGAACUCAGCUUGUUGUGCAAAAUAAAUACAAAUUUCACUAUAAUUUGAAGGUUUGUUGUUU
This is a messenger RNA of Drosophila hydei, 656 nucleotides long. Its product is annotated as BPTI/Kunitz domain-containing protein 5-like. Gene Ontology annotation, molecular function: serine-type endopeptidase inhibitor activity. The coding region runs from base 11 to 274 and encodes 87 amino acids. The record is from RefSeq and is a predicted model, not a curated record. Lineage: Eukaryota; Metazoa; Arthropoda; Insecta; Diptera; Drosophilidae. The transcript is spliced from 2 exons.